UAAAUUCAUAAUUGUAGCCCCAGAAAAAUGUUUCUUUUCAUGAUUAACAUUCCAUUGAUUGUUUGAUGUUUGCUGUUUGUUGUUGAAAUAACUUAAAUGUUUAUGCCAAUUAUAUAUGUCAUGAUGACAAAUUUAACAAUGGAUCAAAAUGAAUUUCAAAAUUCUAGACCAACAGUUUCAACGAUUAAUGAAUUGGAAACAAUGGUUGAUGAUAAUUCGAAAAUAAAAUCACCACCAUCAUUGAUGAAGAAAAAACGAACUAAACGUUCUUCAUCGCUUACAUUGUCAACAAAAAAAUUGAUAAAAAAAUUUGUUCCACGUGUAUCAUUACCAUCGAUCGAUAAUCAUGGUAUGAUUCGAAUGAUAAUCAAACCAAAUCAUUCAUCACAAUCAUUAAAAAUGCCGAACGAUAAUGAAGACAUUUUCAUGUUGACAAAAAAAUCUAAAAAACAUCGAAAAUUAGGAGUACUAAAAUCCGUUAACAUGGAUGUUGAUAUUCAAGAACAUCGAUUCAAAAAUGUUUGCGAUGAUUAUUAUGAUACAAUUAAUUCAUCAAAAAUUCAAGUUAACAUUCUAAAUGAAGCAUACAACAAACUAUCUGAAUUGCAAAAUCGAUUCAAAUUUGACGAACAAAAUCGUGAGAAUCAAUCACCGGAUAAUCCGAAUAUAUCCUCUAAAGAUGAUGAUUUUGAUUUAGAAUUAGAUUUUGAUAAAUUUUUAGCACAAAAUCAUCGAAUGUUUGUAACAUCGAUCGAAGCAAAACAAUAUGAAUAUCUUUGUAAUCGAUUACAUGAUGAAACAAUUGAUGAUGAAAAUAUAAAAUGUGUUACACACCGUUUACAACGAUUAUGGCAAUGUAGACAAACAUCACGUCUAAUAUUUUUUUAUGAAAUGUUUUCAUUCAUGUUUAAACGAUAUUUGCAAUUCAAUACUUGUACACAUCAAAAACCUUGUCCAUCAUCGGUAAACGUAUCACGAUUUCAACGAUUUGCCAUACCAAUUUUACAAGAAUUUACGAAAAUUAUCGAUCCAAAUAAAAGUAUGAUUUUACAGAUUGAAUUGUUAGCUGCUAUUGAAUCGUUAGUUUGCCAUAAACAAGAAUAUUUAAUAGCUGUAGCCGAUGUUUUUGAUCUAUUGCUAAAAUCACCAUUAAUAGAACCAUGUGCAUUUCCAAAAUGGUCAAGAUUGGAAGAUCCAAACAUUUAUUUUUGUAAUGAUAAACAACAUCAAAAAGUGAUUAAAUCAAAAUCAAAUAUUUCGAUCAAAAAUGAUCAAAAAGAAAAAGAAAAACAACAACAACAACAACCGGAUACGAUACCAACAAUACGUGAUCUCAUCAUUAAACAACUUGAAAACAAUGGUAUUCCUUUAUCGAAAAAAAAUCGAAAUUCAAUAUCAUAAAAAAUGUUUAAAAAAUAGUGUAUUAAAUUAUUAUCU
Molecule: messenger RNA, 1437 nt
Organism: Dermatophagoides pteronyssinus (European house dust mite)
Lineage: Eukaryota; Metazoa; Arthropoda; Arachnida; Sarcoptiformes; Pyroglyphidae
Source: RefSeq, a predicted model, not a curated record